AUGGGAAUUAAGAAACUUGGGGGCUGUUGUUGCUUUGAUUUGAAGACCGGAGUGGUUAUAAUUGGUAUUUUAGGAAUUAUUGUAAGCGUUGGAAAUCUCAUAAAAGCGCCGUUAGACUACAGCAGUGCGUGCAGCGAUGGAAAAACUACUGAGAAUAAUGAAAAUUGCGCGGAUGCUUCUUCAAGAUUAGGAGGAUCAAUUGCUUCUUCUGUUAUUGUUCUUAUUUUAAUGUUUCUUAUGAUUUAUGGAUCGCAAAAGGACAACCAUCGAUUUAUGCUGCCGAUCCUUAUAUUAAAGGCUAUUUCAAUAGUACUUUCAGUAAUUGCGAUAUGGUACUUGAUUAUUAUCUUCUUUGUAGUAUCUGUUGGAAUGGGAUUCUUAGUACUGGUUAUCGGCAAUGCAGUGAUAGUGCUUAUUGUAUACUUCUGGCUGGUUAUCUACAGCCGCAGUGAAGAAAUCAAGGACGCUAAAUUUUCAUCCGGAGGUUGCGCUUAA
Molecule: messenger RNA, 495 nt
Organism: Cotesia congregata
Lineage: Eukaryota; Metazoa; Arthropoda; Insecta; Hymenoptera; Braconidae
Source: the annotation of a GenBank genome assembly